This is a messenger RNA of Aspergillus lentulus, 558 nucleotides long. The record is from RefSeq and is a predicted model, not a curated record. Lineage: Eukaryota; Fungi; Ascomycota; Eurotiomycetes; Eurotiales; Aspergillaceae.
AUGCUCAAGAACCAUAACGGUCUAGAUAUGCUUCAUAGCUUUCAGACUACUGUCUUCGAGCACCGAGCCCUUUUUGAAGGUGCGAGCACGGCGACAAUCCGUGAGCAUUUCCAGAAAUGGGCGACGACUGCUAUUCAGGAAGAGUCAGGCGGCUCUCCUGAUAUGAUUCGGUACUCUAACGUUGAAGCGGCGCGUUAUCGGUUCUGUCUUUUCGUUGAUGAAGAGUCAUUGCAAAGUGUUCUUCAGGCACCUAUUGACGACUGCCUCAAUAAAGAUGCAUCCUUGAAUAUGCUGCACGGGUGGUGGAAACCUGAGUCUAUUGAAGAUUUCAUCCAGGAAGGUCUUGAAGACGUAGAUAACCCAGAGGACCUACUUGAUGAUGGUUAUGAUCCUGUCGGAGGGUGUACUUUGAAGGAUGUUGGGUGGAUGAAGGUUGCUUUAUGUGACGCGGGGCUGGAAGGUUUUCAGGAGAUGGGUAAGGCUGGUGCGUGGGAAAGACUAUAUGAGCGUCCUCAGGAGAUUUGUUAUAAUAUUUCGAAUUUCCAUGCUCGGCGAUAG